Molecule: messenger RNA, 2017 nt
Organism: Prunus avium (sweet cherry)
Lineage: Eukaryota; Viridiplantae; Streptophyta; Magnoliopsida; Rosales; Rosaceae
Gene: ALAAT2
Product: alanine aminotransferase 2
Biological process (GO): biosynthetic process
Molecular function (GO): pyridoxal phosphate binding; L-alanine:2-oxoglutarate transaminase activity
Source: RefSeq, a predicted model, not a curated record
UGUCAAAGCGUGGACUAGUAAACACCGAACACCAAACAACCAAGUGGUGGGCUUUUGUUGAAGAUUGUGCCCAGAAAAUUAUUUGCCCUUUGCAUCACAUCACAUCUGUGAUAUCUUCACACGUAUAAAUCUCACUGCUUUGCAUAUAAAAACAGUCCCAGAAUGCGGAAAUUCGGGAGCGGCAGACUCAGAAGCCUUCUCAUCCAUUCUUUUCAGCAAAAGCAUAUUCUUCGUCCACAUCACCCAAGCUCCUUGCUUUCUUCUUCUCUCCCACGUUUCUUGUCUUCCUCUACUCCAGUCCUAGAUUUCCCUCCUUCUUCUACUUCUUCCAUGGCUGACCCCUCUGCUUCCAAGCUCCCUGUCACUCUUCAGAACAUAAAUCCCAAGAUUUUGAAAUGUGAAUAUGCUGUCCGAGGUGAAAUUGUCACCCUUGCCCAGAGGUUACAAGAAGAAUUACUGGCUAAUCCAGGCUCUCAUCCCUUUGACGAGAUACUUUACUGCAACAUUGGAAAUCCCCAGUCUCUUGGUCAGCAUCCAAUAACCUUUUUCCGAGAGGUACUUGCAUUAUGUGACCAUCCAUCCAUCUUGGACAAAAGCGAAACACAGGGUCUAUUCAGUGCAGAUGCAAUAGAGCGGGCAUGGCAGAUUCUAGAUCAAAUUCCUGGAAGAGCAACUGGUGCAUACAGUCAUAGUCAGGGUAUCAAGGGUUUACGUGAUACAAUUGCUGCUGGAAUUGAAGCUCGUGACGGAUAUCCUGCUGAUCCAAAUGAUAUUUUCUUAACAGAUGGUGCAAGCCCUGCGGUCCAUAUGAUGAUGCAAUUGCUGAUAAGCUCAGAGCAGGAUGGGAUUCUUUGUCCCAUUCCUCAAUACCCUUUGUACUCUGCUUCAAUUGCCCUCCACGGUGGUACACUGGUUCCUUACUUCCUUGAUGAGGCAUCAGGGUGGGGAUUGGAAACUUCUGAGUUGAAGAAGCAAUUGGAGGACGCAAGGUCCAAGGGUAUCAACCCAAGGGCCUUGGUUGUUAUAAAUCCAGGCAACCCAACAGGGCAGGUGCUUGCUGAGGACAACCAGCGGCAGAUUGUGGAAUUCUGCAAGCAAGAAGGUCUUGUUUUGCUGGCAGAUGAGGUUUAUCAAGAAAAUGUUUAUGUACCUGAUAAGGAGUUUCAUUCAUUCAAGAAGGUAUCCCGGUCUAUGGGAUAUGGCGAAAAGGAUAUUUCUCUGAUAUCAUUUCAAUCAGUAUCUAAAGGGUACUACGGGGAGUGUGGAAAAAGAGGCGGUUACAUGGAAGUAACUGGUAUCAGUCCUGACGUAAGGGAACAAAUAUACAAAGUGGCGUCUGUGAAUCUUUGUUCUAACAUCUCUGGUCAAAUUCUUGCAAGCCUUGUCAUGAGUCCACCAAAGGUUGGAGAUGAAUCCUAUGAAUUGUAUUGUGCAGAGAAAGAUGGAAUCCUGUCCUCCCUAGCAAGGCGUGCAAAGACUUUAGAAGAUGCGUUGAACAACUUAGAGGGUGUGACAUGCAACAGAGCAGAAGGGGCAAUGUAUCUCUUUCCCCGCAUAAACCUACCUCAAAAGGCAAUUAAAGCAGCAGAGGCAGCAAAUACAGCUCCAGAUGCAUUCUAUUGUCGCCGCCUUCUCAAUGCCACAGGAAUCGUGGUUGUUCCUGGUUCUGGUUUCGGGCAGGUUCCUGGCACCUGGCAUUUUAGGUGCACAAUAUUGCCUCAAGAGGAUAAAAUUCCAGCCAUCGUCACCCGUCUGACAGACUUCCACAAGUCAUUCAUGGACGAGUUUCGCAACUAGAAAAUUCCCAGUUUGGUCUUUCAGGAUAAGCGAUGUAGUGGGCAUUCAUUUAAAGGAGACGAACAUUUGUGUGAAGCCCCUAUGAUCCUUUAUUUUUGUGGAGGAUAGACAUGUUUGGGUACAGUCUUACUAGACGUGAUGAGAAUAAUAUCUUUUCUUACAAGGCUUAAGGUUUGAAUGGCAUCAAGUUGUGCAAUUGUUUUUAUUUAUUUAUUGGUUU